Zingiber officinale is the source of this 3583-nucleotide messenger RNA. Its product is annotated as ubiquitin carboxyl-terminal hydrolase 23-like. The record is from RefSeq and is a predicted model, not a curated record. Bases 434 to 3130 code for a protein of 898 amino acids. The transcript is spliced from 10 exons. Gene Ontology annotation, cellular component: cytosol; nucleus. Gene Ontology annotation, biological process: protein deubiquitination. NCBI's taxonomy places the organism in Eukaryota, Viridiplantae, Streptophyta, Magnoliopsida, Zingiberales, Zingiberaceae. Gene Ontology annotation, molecular function: cysteine-type endopeptidase activity; cysteine-type deubiquitinase activity.
CCCCUCGUGACGCCGUCCCUGGUCUUUUCCUCGCAGCAGCUCUUCCCUCUCCGCGGCGCGUUCUCGCCACGACUCUUCCCUCUCCUCGACGCAAUCGUCGCCGCAGCUCUACCCUUUCCUCUCCUCUCCUCGACGCCGCCCUCGUCGCAACGCCUUGACAGACGCCGUUCCUCGCCGCAACGCAUAGGUUUUUCCCUCACCGCGACGCUGUCCCCUCCUCGAGAUCCGUGCGCGACGCUUUAAUCGGGUAUUUGAAUCGGAUAGUCCCUCUAAACUCUCCUCCAUUCGGAUCCAUCGGGUUCGGAGGACUAGUUCGGGAAAACGAAGCUCCACCCACGGCCACCCGAAACCGCCGCGACGCUCUGCCCCCUACUCGCUGAAUGUCCUUAAGCUCAAAACCCUAGAAGCCCUUCCGGCUCAGGCUUUUCUCGCGAUGGCGGAGGGGGCGGCCAUCUCCGUCACGGCUCAGUUGGAAGCCUUGUUCCAUAGGAGGAUCGAGUUCCAUCCCAAUCGGAAGCCGUUGUCUUCCUUUCCCAACGGGGAUUUCCGCCUCGAGACUCUGAACCCCAGCUCGGGUCCCGGUACAUCUGCAGAGAAAAUAGGAGGAGUCUCCAUGCCGUCGAAGGGGAAUCGAUCGGUGGAGUCGGAGUUUUACGAGUUUGGAUUCGAUCAAGAGCUUAGCUGUAGAAUCACCUUCCGGAGGAUAGGUGCUGGUCUGGCAAAUCUCGGCAAUACUUGUUUUCUUAAUUCGGUUCUUCAGUGCCUUACAUAUACUGAACCUUUUGCAGCUUAUUUGCAAAGUGGAAAGCAUAAAUCUUCUUGUCAUACUGCUGGAUUUUGUGCAAUGUGUGCCCUUCAGAAUCAUGUCAUUACUGCUUUACAGUCAAGUGGAAAGAUAGUUUCACCUUCACAUUUUGUUAAGAACUUACGUUGUGUGUCACGCAGUUUCCAAAAUUCAAGACAAGAAGAUGCUCAUGAGUAUAUGGUUAACUUGCUAGAAUCAAUGCAUAAAUGCUGUUUACCAUCUGGAGUACCAAGUGAGUCCCCCAGUGCCUAUGAAAAAAGCUUGGUACACAAGAUAUUUGGUGGUCGAUUGCAGAGUCAGGUUAAAUGCAUGCAGUGUAACUACUCUUCUAAUAAGUUUGAUCCCUUCUUAGACUUGAGUCUUGAAAUAGUGAAGGCUGACUCUUUGCUUAAGGCACUUGCCCAUUACACCAAGGUGGAGCAAUUAGAUGGAGGUCAGAAGCAAUACCAGUGCCAAAACUGCAAGGAGAAAGUCAAGGCCCUCAAGCAACUUACCAUUUACAAGGCUCCCCAUGUUCUUACCAUUCAUCUCAAGCGUUUUUAUUCUCAUGAUCCUGGUCAAAAGAUUGACAAAAAAGUGGAAUUUGAACCAAGUUUGGAUUUAAAACCUUUUGUCAGCGAUCAACAGGGUGGAAAUCUAAAAUAUACACUUUAUGGUGUAUUAGUACAUGCAGGGUGGAGUACCCGCUCUGGACACUAUUAUUGUUAUGUUCGUACCUCAAGUGGCUUGUGGCAUUCUCUGGAUGAUAAUCAGGUACACCAGGUAAGUGAGAAGACUGUUUUGGCACAGAAAGCAUAUAUGUUAUUUUAUGUACGGAACAGAAGUUCUAUACCCAAAGGAUUUGAAAAUUUGUUCUGCAAAGACAGGGCUAAUCAAAAUGGAAAGAAAUUGAUUCCCCAGUCAUCCUUGGUUUUGAAUGGUGUUGUUCAAAAUGGUUUGACAGAAAAAUGCCAUAGUCCUAUGGAACCCACCUCUUCCCAAUUGCAAAUUUCAAGUGCUGUUGCUCAUUCUGCUUCGGCUAUGAAUGUUUCAUCAAAUGAACUUUCAACACAAAUGCUGUCUCCCUUGCUGAAUGGUGGCACUUCUAAAAAUAAAAUUCCUGAACUACAAAAUAAUAACCAGGUACUUGGAGUGAAACUUUCCACUUUGAAAGACGGAAGCUCCAUUAAGAAAGGAUUGCGGCAAACAUCUGCACCAUUUUCUAAAAGUCCAGUGAAGCUUCCUGUUGAAAAGGUUUUGAAGGAGGUGGAUGAAGUUUCGGUGGCAGAGAAGGGUCUGUUCCAAGUUGCUGUUGAAAAUAGCUUCUCUGAUCUACCCCAGAAUGUCGAUGGUGAAGAUGAAAGAUCUCAUGCUUCUUGUUGUCCACUCCAAUGUGCACAUCAAAAUGGGCACUCAUCUAAUCUGCAAUCUGAAGAAGACAAUGCUAAACAGGAAAAUCUUGCUCCUUCAGUAAAAAUGUUGAAGAAACUGCAUAAUCCCAUGAAACUGAGGAGGCUUGCUAAAUAUGCCCAGAAGGGCCUGCCAUUUGGUCGUUCAUUUCUUGCUUCUUUAAACUUGUCAGUGAUCCAAAGAUCCAAGAAAAACAAAAAAUUCCAUUUACGAUUAAAAGAUUCACAGAAACAUGAGUGUGGCCGUCAAAAAGACCAGGCUUUGCCCACGUCUGGGGCUGUUAAUAAUGUUUCUGCAGGUAAGGGUUCUUCAUCAAAACAUUCUCGAUCUGAAAUGAUCAAAGGAAGUAUUGACCAAGCUAUGAAGAUCAGGAACUACUGCAAUGAAUCAUUUGAUCAUGCGGACAAAAAGGAAGAGGUAACUGAAAAGGAUGAGACUCUUUCCCCUGAGUUGCCAAUAUCUAGCUCAAAUUCCACCAUAAAAUCACUUAAUUCAAGGCUCACUGUUGAAAAUGAAGAGGUGAAUGGGAAAGAUGUGAUUUUUGCCCCUCAGUUGCCAAUAAUUAGCUCAAAUCCCACUGAAAAAUCAGUUAACUCGAGAGUCACCUUUGCUGGUGACCAAGUAAGAUUGCAGAAAGAUUUUAGGAAUAUGCUUAUGAUGGGUUUGGAGAUUUCUGUUCCUAGAUGGGAUGAUGCUAAAUUGCAUAAAUUAAGCCAGAAUGGUUUAGAAAGUUCUAGAAGUACCAGUAUUGGCUAUGUAUUAGAUGAAUGGAAUGAGGAAUAUGACCGUGGUAAACGAAAGAAGUUAAGAAAAUCCCUACAGUCUUUUGACGGGCCGAACCUAUUCCAACAGACUGCCAACCAAAAAGCGCGACAGAAUUUCAAGGCAAAAUUUGAGACCGAGCAAUCAGCGAACCAACCCUUCAGGAUAUGUUGACAAGGUGCGUGAUGAAGUCAUACUAGAAGGACCUGCUGAGUUGGCAGAGCUUGCGAAGUCCAUAGUCGUCGAGUGCAUGUCCAAGCCCUUCUUUGGCGAAAAUUUCCUUAAGGUGGACCUUGCUGUUGAUGCAAAAUUUGCCGAGAGCUGGUAUGCUUCCAAGAAGCAAACAUAAGCCGCGAAUUCAAGUCCUGAUUAUUAUUUUUGCUUAGUAAUUGUUACUUACUGAGUACGGUCAGCUUACGAGCAAACUUGUACUGUAUUAUUCGUGUAUUUGUGUUGGUUUUCGAGUGCAUGAACGUGAGCAGAAGCUGCUAAAAUGGUUUCAUCCCCAGUGUAAAUUAUAUCCGAACCAAUUUCUCCCAGAUGUGCUCAUGUCUCCCUAACUAUGUUUUAAAACAUUCCUGGUUGAAGUGAAUAUUAUAGUAGGUUGACCGGAAAGUUUGUGCCCAA